AUGCAGUUUUUAAUCUUCAUUACAAUUAAGUCCGUUUUCCCUCUCUUCGCUAGGUGUUGGAGAGAGGGCAUGUUCUGUAAUAAUCAUCUUAUGAGUAUUUCGGAACAAAAAUCUCAUGUAUACAUACUCGUGCAAAAUAAAUGGCGGGAACAGGUACAAAAUAUAAAUCCCUGGCUCACCUUCCCGCCGCCGGCUCUUCACCCCUUCCAGUUCCGUUCCUCCCACCUCAUGGCGGUGGAGCCGCCACCAAGCAACCACCACGGCGACCCAUCUACUUCUGGCGGCCUGGGCUACUUCCAUCUCCGCCUCCUCGGCCCCGCCGCGUCGCUCUUCCUGCUCCGCUCCGACCGCCUCUAUUCUCUCUCCUUUUCCCGCCGCCGGGGCUACCGCCUCCGCCUCAUCGCGUCCCCUGCGCGUCGCCGCAGGCGCUGCCGCCGCCGCGAUCUUCUGCUCAGCACUGCCGGCUGCGUCCUCCGCCUCACCCACUGCUUUUCCAGUCCCGACGCCGUGCGCGUCAAUGGGCUGCCCCUCGACGACGGCGGCGGCCCGGUCAAUCUGGCCGUGGGCGACGAGGUCUCGCUGCUCCUCCUCGGCUCCAGGUACGGAUUUGUGGCGGAGAAAUUUGUCGCUUGCGAAAGGGGUGACGAGGUAGCGGGGUCCUGCGAGGAGGUUCUUGUGCUGAGGGCAGAGUCGCUCCGGAAGCGGCUAAGAGCGAUCUCAGAGAGCCAGGACCCUAUUUCUUUCUUGAGGGAUCCACACCGUGCACAUGCCGGAGUGAAAAAAGCGAGAGGAGAGGGUGAUUUUUUGUGUCAGGGCAAUCCAAUUAACUCUUUUCCUCAGGAGAAUUUGCGGCAACAAGAAUGCAAUUCUGAUCAAAACAGACCGGGACACCAACCUGAUGUUACAAACGAAGAUACUGUUCAGGUGCCUCAAAGAAGCAAACGAUGCAGCAAUGUAGAGCUCAAAGGGUGCAGUAAUGGGAAUGUAGAGCAGCAUCACACGGAGGGUUGCUACUCAGACGGGAGCACAUUCUUCCUGAACCGCCUCACUGGCGUAAGACCUGAAAUGCGAGCGGAGCAACACAGUGGAGUGACCCUACCACAGCUUCUCCACCCUAUUGGCAGCUUGUUGCGAGUGUUUAUUGCAACGUUUACCUCUGACAUUUCCUGGUUCCUGGACUACUGUAAGAUUCCCCAGUACCUGCCAGUAACAAUAGCAUGCCACAACAAGGACAGAUGCUGGAGUGCGAAUAGUGAAAAUAGAACUGCAGUCCCUUUCGAAAACCAUCCUAAUUUACUUCUAGUAUACCCCCGAUUUCCAGAAGUGAUAGCAUUUGGAAAGGAUAGGAAGAAUCAAGGAGUUGCAUGCCACCAUCCAAAGCUCAUAGUGUUACAGAGAGAGGACAGCAUGCGUGUUAUUAUUUCUUCAGCUAACUUGGUACCUAGACAGUGGCAUCUCAUAACAAACACAGUGUGGUGGCAAGACUUUCCCCGUAGGACAUCCCCCGAUUAUUCAGAUCUUUUUAGUGCAUUCGAGGGACCAAAAUCUGAUUUCGCUGCUCAGUUAGUUUCAUUCAUAGGAUCCCUUAUCAAUGAAGUCCCUAGCCAAGCAUAUUGGAUAAAUGAGAUAGCGAAGUAUGAUUUUGAAGGAGCUGGUGGGUACCUUGUUGCUUCAGUACCAGGGUUGUAUAUGCCAAGUCCUUGUUAUUUGGAGUCCAAUUAUUGCCUUUCAGAAAAACAGAUUAUACAUACAAAAUCUUCAUAUAGAAUAUUCCUUGGUUCUGUGCAAACAUCUGUAGUUGGUUUAUCCCAUCGGUUUCACUUACCAUCUGAUGCCGGUUCACAACUGAAAGCCUUGUCUGUAUUUCUUGGAAAAUGCCGUGAAAACAUGCAUGGAACUACAGAAGUGAUCUUGAAAAGAAAUACAAAUAUACCUGCAGAUGCUAAUGCUGUGAGUGUCCUUGUUGCUGAUCUGGAUAAAUUUUGUGAGGAAGAUUCUGUCCAACUUGGUUUCUUGCCUAGAGAGGUUGCGAAAUGGGUAUCUCCCCUUAGUGACACAGGCUUCUUCAAAUUUUCUGGAUUUAUCUACCCUAGAGAAGCCCUGGAAGCUGCAUUUGGAGCAACUAACACAAAAGUGCAGUUGCUUAUGUAUGUAUCAAAGGGUCCAGAGUUUUCUCAAAUUUCAGGGCUGAUUCAGGAUGAACAUCUCCCUUCAUUGUGCUCACUUGUAGCGUGCUUGAAAAGAAGCCCUGGGCUUUGGCGGUUAGAAGAGGUAUUAUCACACUUUAAGUGGCCUGAAACACUGGAGACUGAUUUUAUGUACAGUGCUUCAUCCAUUGGGACUUCUAUUAAUCCACAGUUCAUUGCACACUUCGCUUCAGCGACAGGUAAACGAUCCAAUCACGAUGUUGACUCCGAAGAAUCUGAUCCAGAGUGGGGUGGCUGGACAGCAGGCCAUGAGCUAAAGAAGCCAUCAAUCAGUUUGUUAUUUCCAACAAUUGAGAGGGUGAAAAGCGCGGCUUGUGGAAUUCAGUUGUCCAGAUAUUUGCUUUCUCUACCUGAGAAAACGUGGCAAAGAUUGAGAUCUACCGGCAUAUUUCAUGAUGCAAUCCCACAUCCACAUGAUAGGAUAGGGCAUCCUAUGCAUGUUAAGGUUGCUCAGAGGCGAUUCCGGUCUCGGUUAGGUGGCCAUUCAUUUGGCUGGACUUACUGUGGAUCUCACAAUUUCAGCCCAGCUGCCUGGGGACAACCGUUGCGCCCUCCGUCCAAAGCGAAUCCUACUGAUGCCACCAGAGGAGCUCCUUCUGGGUCAAGGCUGCACAUUUGCAACUAUGAGCUGGGCAUCAUUCUCAUUGCCCCGCUGCCAGGCAUGUCAAAGGAGGGCAAUGGAAGGAGGCAUGGGAUUGAUGGCAUAUCCCUUCCAUUUGUCAUCCCUGCACCACAAUACAAGUACAGUGAUAGGCCCGUGACACCGCUGGCUAUACGACAAGCCAUGGCCGAAGCUUGUAUUCCGCAGAGCGACUUGUCGGAAGAGACUGACGAGGAUAUACCAGAUGAAGAUGAUGAGCAUGUGGUUGAGCUAUCUGACUGUUGUCCUGAAGAGAAAGAAGAGGAAAAGAUCUACGCAGAGACUCUAUGGGGGCAGGUGGAUUCUUCUCAGAGCCAGGGAAAAGAUUCCUGA
Triticum turgidum subsp. durum (durum wheat) is the source of this 3180-nucleotide messenger RNA. The record is from the annotation of a GenBank genome assembly. NCBI's taxonomy places the organism in Eukaryota, Viridiplantae, Streptophyta, Magnoliopsida, Poales, Poaceae.